Molecule: messenger RNA, 1851 nt
Organism: Saxophila tyrrhenica
Lineage: Eukaryota; Fungi; Ascomycota; Dothideomycetes; Mycosphaerellales; Extremaceae
Exons: 6
Coding region: 1-1851 (616 amino acids)
Molecular function (GO): NADP binding; flavin adenine dinucleotide binding; N,N-dimethylaniline monooxygenase activity
Source: RefSeq, a predicted model, not a curated record
AUGCCUUCCGGCGACGGCGGCCCAGUGACCAACGGCACGGCCAAUGGCGCGACCAAUGGCGAAACCAACGGAGUACACACUGAGCAAGACCGCUCAACAGCCGGAGGAGGGAACGAAGCUGGCCAAACAUACAACUACCCCGAGAUAGUGCCCGAACAGCCUUAUCGAGUGCUUAACCAAUACCACAGCAAGCCGCGCAAGCUACGUGUAGCAUGUGUUGGCGCAGGAGCAUCGGGACUAUGCCUUGCUUACAAGAUGAACAAGAUGCUCGAGGCUGGAAGUUGGGAGCUCACGCUGUUUGAGAAGAACAGUCAGUUUGGUGGGACGUGGCUUGAGAACACAUAUCCGGGAGUGGCCUGUGAUAUUCCUUCGCACAACUACACCUUCUCGUGGGACCCCAAACCAGACUGGUCACACUUCUUCGCAUACGGCCCUGAGAUUCAGCAGUAUUUCGUAGAUUUUGCGAAGAGACACGGCAGCGAGAAAUAUAUGAAACUAAGUACCAAGGUGGUUGAAGGCAGGUGGGAUGAAGAGCAGGGCAUCUGGAAUCUCACCCUUGAAGACCAAAACACCAAAGAGCUAUGGAAGGACUGGUGCCAUGUCUGGGUCAACGGCACCGGCAUCCUCAACAACUGGCAAUGGCCCAAUAUCCCAGGCAUAGAUGACUUCAAGGGGCCGCGCAUGCACAGCGCCAGCUGGGAUCAUGGAGUCGAUCUCGACAACAAGGUCAUCGGCGUGGUAGGAAACGGAAGCAGUGCCGUGCAAAUCGUGCCCCAGAUCCAGAAGAUCGCGAAUCAAGUACAGUGCUACAUCCGCUCAUCAACCUGGAUCAGCCCGCCAUUCGGAGGCAGCGCGCUCAACAAAGUCCGGAAAGGCAAAGAUGUUGAUCCGGGCAUGAGGCAGUAUGAAUUCACAGAUGAAGAUAAGAAGCAGUUUAAGGAGGACCCGGACUACCACCUCGACUUCCGCAAGGGUAUUGAAGCGGAGAUCAACGGGCUGUUCGGCAUGUACAGGCAAGGCUCAGAGCUCUCAGACCAGUUCCGCAAAGUCAUCACGGAGGAGAUGAACAGGAGGAUGGGUCCCGGCCACCAAGAGCUGAAAGAUUUCAUCAUUCCAACCUGGGCACCCGGCUGUAGGCGUAUCUCGCCAGGAGACGGCUACCUAGAAGCCCUCGUGCAGCCGAACGUGGAUCCAAUAUUGAAGGGCAUCGAGAGAAUCACCCCAGACGGCAUCCUCACCACCGACGGCGUAGAGCACAAAUUCGACGUCCUUGUCUGCGCCACCGGCUUUAAAGUCGCCUUCAAACCCGCCUUCCGCGUCAUCAACGGCGCCGGUGUCUCGCUCCACGAAGACUGGGGCGACAGCAUCAACCUCUACAUGGGCGUCUCCGCGCCUCGAUUCCCGAACUUCUACACCAUAGUCGGUCCUGGAGCUACCUGGAGCAACGGCACCCUUCUACCUUCGAUCGAGACGACCAUCGAGUACUCCGUGAAGAUGAUGAAGAAGAUUAGCACCGAGCACAUCAAAGCUAUCGAGGUACAGCAGGAGGCGUUGGAUGACAUCUAUGCGCACUUUGAUGAGUUCCACAAGGAGACUGUCUGGAAGGAAGAGUGUCGGUCGUGGUUCAAGGAUGGCAAGGUCAAGAAUCGCAUCUAUCUCUGGCCCGGCCCAACGAUCCAUUUCCUAAAGUCGAUCAAGGACCCGAGAAUGGAAGACUACAACAUUAGAUGGCGAUACCGCAACCGCUUCGCCUUCCUCGGCAACGGAGACAUCAAAGCCACCCUCAGUCAAGACGUCCGAGGCUUGAGCACUUAUAUGCGAAAUAGCGAUCAUGAAUGGUCGGUCGAGUAA